ACCCACAAACAACCCACCAAGCAAUCUCCCCACCGCCUUGCGGACCUUGUUCCUCCCCCACUCAACCACCCUCCACGCCUUGUCAAAGGAAGAGUGGAAAAAAAAAAGAAAGAACAAAACUGCUGAUUGCGAGACGCCACUGUCAUCAUGGUGCGCAAUAUUGUUGUUCUGGGCGGCAGCAGCCAUCCUCAAUUGACCCAGCAAAUCUGCGACCAUCUGGGAAUCCCCCCCGCCAAACGACUUCUUACCAAGUUCGCUGUGGGAGAAACCAGAGUCGAAAUUGGCGAAUCUGUGCGCGGCAAGGAUGUUUUCAUUGUGCAGAGCGGCGCGGGGACAGUCAAUGACAACUUGAUGGAGCUGUUGAUCUGCAUCUCUGCCUGCCGAACUGCCUCCGCAAAGCGUGUCACCGCCGUCCUCCCCUUGUUCCCCUACUCUCGCCAGAGCGAUAUCCCGUAUAACAAGACCGGUGCCCCUCUCGCCAAAGUCCCCACCCAGACACACAGCCGCCAAGGCACCUUCACAUUCGAGAGCGUGCCCCAGACACCACACCCGGGUCAGAGUGCAAGUGCGGGACUGCCCAAUGGCACCGCUUCUCUGGACAGGCAAUUGGAGCGCAUCAAGCUCACCCAAGAUCGAGGCGGCAUUGCCCAGCCCAUCAGUCCCAUCAAGCGCUCCGACACUCUCGACUCCAAGAAAUCCGAAAACGGCGACAAGGGCUACUUUGCGAUCAACGGCGUCAACAACAACGCUAGAGUGCCGGUCAAGCUCCCGCCAUUUGAACCGCAGCCCGGUUACAAGCAAUGGGUUGCACAGGCCGGGACUUUGAUUGCUGAUCUCCUCACCUGCGCUGGCGCAGAUCACGUCAUCACUAUGGAUUUGCACGAUCCUCAGUACCAGGGUUUCUUUGACAUCCCAGUAGACAAUUUGUACGGCCGCCACAUGCUGCGCAAAUACAUACAAUUGAUCCCCGAUCAUCAACAAGCCGUGGUCGUGAGUCCAGACGCAGGAGGAGCAAAGAGAGCCACGGCGAUUGCUGAUGCCUUGGGCAUGCCAUUCGCUCUCAUCCACAAGGAGAGACGCCCCACCCAGAUCAACGACCGCCAGAACGCGACCAUGAUGUUGGUAGGAGAAGUCAAGGAUCGACAGUGCUUCCUCAUUGAUGACUUGGCGGAUACCUCCAACACCAUCACUCGAGCUGCGAAACUCUUGAAGAAAGAAGGUGCCAAGAACGUGGUAGCUCUCAUCACACACGGAAUCCUGAGCGGCGAUGCCAUAGACCGCAUCAACGCAAGCGCUUUGGACAAAGUGGUUGUGACGAACACAGUACCUCAAGAGGACCACAAAAAGAGGUGCCCCAAGCUAGAGGUCCUGGAUGUGGGCAAAGUCUUUGCGGAGGCAAUCCGACGUGUGCACCAUGGCGAGAGUAUCAGCGUACUUUUUGAUUACAACUAG
Molecule: messenger RNA, 1452 nt
Organism: Periconia digitata
Lineage: Eukaryota; Fungi; Ascomycota; Dothideomycetes; Pleosporales; Periconiaceae
Source: the annotation of a GenBank genome assembly